Drosophila nasuta is the source of this 789-nucleotide messenger RNA. RefSeq lists its product as uncharacterized. The record is from RefSeq and is a predicted model, not a curated record. Bases 1 to 789 code for a protein of 262 amino acids. The transcript has a single exon. Lineage: Eukaryota; Metazoa; Arthropoda; Insecta; Diptera; Drosophilidae.
AUGCUUGCAGCACAUAGCAUAAAAAGGCAGAAAGGAAUACCUAAUGGUGCUGCCGCAUUGGAAAACGACUUCUAUGUAGACGAUUGCUUAACCGGAGCCGAAACUAUACCAGAAGCUCUACAGAGGCAACAACAGCUUAACAAACUUCUGCAAAAAUCUGGAUUCAAGUUAAGAAAAUGGUGUACUAACAAUUACCAAGUUCUACAAGGAGUUCCGAGGGAAGACAUCACUUCAAAUGUACAACUGGAGGAGACUUCAUAUGAGGACUACACGAUUAAGACCCUCGGAAUCACCUGGACACCAACGACAGAUCACCUUUGUGGGAAAACGGAGAUAGCAACAAAGGCCAACAUAUCAAGACGAGAUGUUGUGUCUGAAAUCUUUAGGAUAUUUGAUCCUCUUGGUUUAUUUUCCCCAGUUGUAAUGAAAGCAAAAUUUUCAUGCAACACCUCACAAAGGAGGGUUAUGGGUACAAAGACGAUCUGCCGGCUCAUCUUCAGGAGGAAUGGAAACGCUACAGGGGAGGAGCUAAAGGUUCUGAACACCAUAAAAGUACCACGUCACGUAUACUCAGGAAAAACACCUGUGACGGCAGAAAUCCACGCAUUUGUUGAUGCCUCGGAGACAGCAUAUGGAGCUGCUGUAUACAUCCGAGCAACAUAUAAGGACAAGCGAAGAACGAUCCAGUUAUUAUGUGCAAAAUCUCACUUAGCACCAAUUAAUACAAUAACUCUACCACGUCUGGAACUUAAGGCUGCUGUAUUAGGAGCACAGUUGACUUCAAAAUAA